This is a messenger RNA of Kockovaella imperatae, 1235 nucleotides long. RefSeq lists its product as hypothetical. Lineage: Eukaryota; Fungi; Basidiomycota; Tremellomycetes; Tremellales; Cuniculitremaceae. The record is from RefSeq and is a predicted model, not a curated record. The coding region runs from base 288 to 1229 and encodes 313 amino acids. The transcript is spliced from 7 exons.
CGGAGCAGGCGGAGAAUGGCAAGAUGCCGUCCAGGGUUACGUCAAGAGAACAUUGGCAAAGGCAUCGGGGUUGGACUGGUUAUUUGGCAAUGAUCAGGAGGAGACUGGUACAGGCAGGGCCAGGUCAAGGUAGCAAGGUAGAGUAGGGUAUCAAAGCUGUAUCAGGGUUUUGUUGUCAUAUCUUCAUGUAUACCGACUGGUCAUUCCUCUGGUGGUGGAGGUCGACCCAGCGGCAAACCAUUUUGCCAUUUGAACACUGUCACCCUGUCAAGCUGCUGUGAGGGAACAUGCCGAUAGCGCUUGACGACAAAGUCGACGCCUCGUCGUCUUCGUACGCACAUGUCGAUCCAAAGUCGUUUCCUGCGCUAGAUCAUUUCCAAAUCAAGAACAUCCCUCCAGCGGCGUAUUAUAUACCCGACUUUAUCACUGCUCAGGAGGAAGAGUAUCUUUUACGAAAGCUCGAAGAGAGUCCACAGCCGAAAUGGAAGAAAGUCGGUUCAGGCAGGAGGCUACAGUACUGGGGCGGUACCAUGUCGUCAGGAGGGACACUCUUACCGGAGCCACUGCCAGAAUGGCUCACGUCAUUUCCCGACAUCAUUCAACGAAUAGACAGCUUUCUGGAUGUGGCUUCGGGGCAUGAAUACACAGGUCAUGGUAGAGUCUUGGGUAUAAAUCAAGUCCUGGUCAACGAAUAUCAACCACUUCAGGGCAUAUCCCCUCACGAAGAUGGACCUGCAUUUCGACCUUUGGUCGCUACCCUCUCUCUAGGUUCGCACACCGUACUGGACAUACACCAAUAUCUGUCCACCACGACACCUUCACCUCCCAUGGUCGCGACGCUGGCAUCCUCCACCGAUACAUCGGCGGGACGACCCAUCGCCGCUAUACCACUCGCCCACCUUCUCCUCCUCCCUCGAUCUCUUCUCAUCCUCUCUUCAAGUCUAUACACUUCCCAUCUGCACGGCAUAGCAGCGCGUAUGAGCGACAGUGUCCUCUCUCGACCCCUGCCUUCCGCAAGCUUGCAACCCGACUCCAUGGACGAUCCCCCGGUCAUCAUUUCCAAUGCCGACUUGUUGGGCGAUCCAGACAUCAUGGAUAGAUUGAGAGCUGAUACCAGUUCGUGGAAGGCUGAGCGAGGCGUUCGGACCAGCCUGACUUUCAGACACGCCAAUAAGGUCUUGAAAGGAGGAGCAUUCGCCAUGGCCCAAGGGGCCCUCCGAAGAACAUGAGAAGGG